GGGGGUUUGGGCCCCGCUCCCCUCUCGUGCAGGAUUCAGCCUUCAGCUCCUCCUCUGUUGCAUCGUUUGCAUCAGUACUUGGGAACACUUGUGCGCGCUGCUGCUGCACCUCCCCACAGCGCAUUCACGGACUCCACUUUGCCAGGUGAUGACAGGCAAGCGCUCAAGACUGAAAAUGAUACGUUUCUAACACGCCUGAAGUCGGAAUCAACGUAGAAUGGAGACGCGCCUCGGCCACUGCCUUUUUAUGAUUUUCUCUGAGUGGAUUUGGCUCUUGACCACAACUUCCAUCCUGGGCGGAACAAAAGCGGAGGUAAGGUGCAUUCCCUCAUGCCAGCUACCGCUCGUCGCAGCAUUUCCCCGGGAACUCUCGGCGCUGGAUUUGUCUAAUUUUGGCGACGCACCAGCUGAAGAAUUUGUUGGAUUUACCGAGGGGUCACCCAGAGCUGGCUUGGACGAGAAGCACAGCGUUGCGGAAUUAACCGCGAGCGAAGAAAGUUCGCACAAAGUACAGCCGCGGUCAGGGGAGAAUGACACAAAUUGUCUGCAGAAGGACGCCGUGAACCGUCACCAGAAACUUUCCCACCCUGAAGUGUUUUCCCAAAGUGUUUCUGACCCCUCUUCGAGUAACAAAACCGAGAAUGGCACCGGUGAUGGAAACGAUGUGGCGCUAAACGAGGACGGGAAUGUGGCCAGUUGGAGACGAACGCGAGGUGCGAGGAGCGCAGAGACUUGGUCCGGAUUCAGACCCGAGGGCGGGGAGGACGCUUCGGUUUCGGACCAGGAGGAGUUUCAGCUCACAAGUUCGACAUUUGCACUCACCGAGGACACGGCUCACAACCAGGCGAUGGUGCACUGGUCCGGGCAGAACAGCAGCGUGAUUCUCAUGCUGACAAAAUACUACGACUUCAACUCUGGCAGAGUAACAGAGAGUUCUUUAUGGAGGUCAACUGAUUAUGGGACCACGUAUGAGAAACUUAAUGAGAAAGUUGGGACAAAAACCAUUCUGAGCUACUUGUAUGUGAGUCCAAACAACAAACGGAAGAUCAUGUUACUGACCGACCCAGAGGUGGAGAGCAGCCUGCUCAUUAGCCUUGACGAGGGGGCGUCCUAUCAGAAACACAGCUUAGCCUUUGAUAUCCUCAGCCUGCUUUUUCACCCUGAGCAGGAGGACUGGAUCUUGGCUUACAGCCAUGACCAAAAGCUUUAUGUCUCCGUCGAGUUUGGAAGGAGAUGGCAGCUCGUGCACGACGGCGUCGUCCCCAACAGGUUCUACUGUGAGCAAACUAAUCUCCUUUGUGUUUCGCAGCCUUACUGUUCGCUGCAUCUACACCUCCAUGUAUCGGAGAAUCCUUACACCUCGGGAAACAUUGUCAGCAAAGAUUCAGCUCCAGGAAUUAUAAUAGCGUCAGGUGUGGUUGGACCUGAGCUCACCAAUACUAAUGUCAGCGUCUUCAUCACAUCGGAUGCUGGCAACACCUGGAGAGAGGUCUUUCAGGAAGAGUACAGUGUGUUUUUCCUGAAUCAAGGAGGAUCUCUGGUGGCCAUCCGACACACACCUCUGCCAAUUAGACACAUUUGGCUGAGUUUUGAUGAGGGCAGAAACUGGGACAAAUAUAGCUUCACCUCCUCUCCUCUCUAUGUUGAUGGGGUGCUGGGGGAGCCUGGAGAGGACACCCUCAUAAUGACAAUAUUUGGUCAUUUUAGUCAUCGAUCUGAGUGGCAGCUUGUCAAGAUCGACUUCCGGUCCAUUUUCCGACGACGGUGUACACCUGAGGAUUAUCUCACAUGGCAGCUACACAAUGAGGGUGAAGUGUGCAUCAUGGGAAUGAAGAGAAUCUUCCAAAAUCUGAAAGCAAACGUUCGAUGUGUCAAGGCCAGAGAUCAGUAUAUUUCCCAGAUCUCAGACUCCUGCCCUUGCACAGAGGCAGAUUUUGAGUGCGACUACGGGUUUGAGAGGCAGACUGACGGGAGCUGCACUCCGGCUUUUUGGUUCGUUCCUUCAGCUACAUCCAGAGACUGCAUCACAGGAGACAGCUUCCUCAACACCACAGGAUAUCGCAGGGCUUUGUCUAACAACUGCACCGAAGGAAGCCUGUUGAAGUACAGCCCCAGGCGGCAAAAGUGUCCCAGUCAGCCUCCCAGGGGCCUCCAGCUCUUCACUAGUGAGGGAACUCUGGUGGCAACACUGGGGAGGAAUGUCACCUUCUUGGUCUUUCUGGAGGAGGGUCUUGGCUCCAUGACAAGUAUAACGGUGGACUUCGGUGAUGGAACUGCUAUAUCGUACGUCAACAUAAGCUCCAUCGAUGACGGGGUCAAGCAUAUCUACAGUAAAGUUGGCAUCUACCAAGUUUCAGCUACAGCGAGCAACAAUCUGGGCCUCGACAGGGUCAUACUUUACCUCCAUGUCACCUGUCAGCUCGAGCAGGUCCAGCUUUCGGCUCCAUCAGUUGUCGUCAAGAACAAAGCAGUGAACCUCACAACGGUGCUACGGCCCAGUAACGUCGGAACAGUCACUUAUUACUGGUGGUUUGAUAACAAAACAGAGCCUGUCGUGACCCUCGAUGGAGCAGUUUCCUUCACCUUCUCCAAAGAGGGAAGUCACACCGUCACGGUUCAAGCUUCAGUUGGCAACACGGUCCAUCAGGACCAAGUGAGGGUGGCAGUUUAUGAUUAUUUCCGGUCACACGUCUUGGCCUUUUCUUCUAAUUUGGACGAGCUGAACCCCGGGGUGUCCGAGUGGAGAGAGGACAUUGGCAGAGUUGUGAAGAGCUGCAUGGUUCAGGUCACAGGAAUCAGUGAGGAUCAGCUCCUAGUCACAGUGCUCCCAGGUUUACCAACCACAGCAGAGAUCUUCAUCGUACCCGAGAGGAGGGCCAGAGACAGAGCGACGGAUGAAAAGUGGGCACACCUGGAUCAGCUCUCUCAGGUUCUGCUAAGUGCUCUGAACCAAGACCUCAUCCAGUUCACACUCAGGCCGGGGGUGCAGGUGAACGUGUACGCCUCGAGGCUGUCGCCAGCUCCUCUCGUGGACAGCAGCGACAGUGGACACAGCGGCACUGCAGUCAUCAUGCUCGUGUCCGUCGUGCUGAUGGGCUUGGCCGUCUUUGUAAUAUAUAAAUUUAAAAGGAAGAUCCCAGGCAUGAACACAUACACAGCGGAGCAGCCUGAUAAAGAACAAGAGGUCAUCCCGACAGUGACCUCCAUAGCCGUCCCGAACCCUGAGGGGGACAAGCUGACCUCACUGGAGCACGUGGACGUACAGCUGGACUCAAAAAGCAGAGGCUACCUGCCAUCUCACACAGACAUCAAGCUCUCUGAUGAAGCGCCCCAUGUGUUUUAAUGUUGAGAGUCUAUGACCGACUCGAAAGCAAUACAUCUUCUUUGGCAGUUACUUCCAGCAAGCUAUGAAACCACGGUCACAAUGAAUGGUCUCGAGUGUUUUGCUACCCAUGCAUGGAUGGACCAGUUCACACUGUGCUGCCUAAUCCCUCUGAGGAGACUGUACAGAUUUAUACUUGCUUCUUGAAAAGGAACAAUUUUUGACUGAAAUACUUGUAUUUUUGCAAGGACAUUGAUCUUUUUAUGUAAAUAAUGUACAUCCAUAAUGGAAGAAGUAAAAGUUAUUCGUCUCAGCUGGUUACAGCUGCGUCUGCUCAAAAUAUGAAAAUAUCAAACGGCAGUGCGGGAAUGAUGUGUAAUAAUAUGUCAAAAAUAUCCUCCUAUUUCUGUUUUUCGGACUUGUGUUUGUGAAGUUUACUUUAUUUAACUAUGUGGAAAUAGCUUAUCUGAGUAAGACAGUGAGGGAAGCAGAUUCAUUAAGCUCUGUACAAUCAGUAAAUCUUAUCACCAGAUUCUCAUCAAAUGAAAGCUUGCAAUAUCCAGGAGAUGAAGGAGGGCUCCUAGUCCCAGAUCUGUGUAUUCCAUCAAGCCUGUCUCUCUGCCACUCAAAAUGUUGUAUAUGUCAUAACAAAAAUAAGAGCAGAAGAUUAUAGUAGAUAGGUGUACACAGUAGAUGAGAAUCUGAGCGAUCUCUGUUGUUUCGGGGUUUCAAAUAAGUAAUUUUAGUGCCACCGAAGGACUCGGGCUGAAUACUAAUUCAGAAAUGUUAAACCACUUAAAUUACACACAAAUGAUGUGGCAAGUGGAAAUCUUUCACAUGGACUGUAACUGCAGCAGCGAUCUUAUAUUUGACUGUCGUGUUUGUUAAACAAGGCAAUGGCUUUUAAACUUGUGCUUCACAUUUAUUUCUUGUACAUUCUGGUUUCUAUAAGGAGAGCAAAAAUGUAAAUGUUCUGAGUAAUUACUGUGUUGACGACUAAGAAGCUCCAGUGCAGCAAACACUUGUGAAAAAAAAGUGCUACAUUGCCACAUUUGUGCUUUAAUUAGCUAUUAGAUCAAGGUUUAUUUGCUAUUCGUCGCCCGAGUUGAUGGAGAUACAACAUUUAUACCACCACAAAGUUAAAAAGGCUCCUUGACACAGUUUUCAGAAAUGUUCCCCAUCUUUUCUUUGAACUGAUCUCACUGUGAAGGUUGUAGUGCCUUCUUACAGGACGACACUGAAGCUACACCCAAAAUUGAAUGGAAAUUGAUUUUUUUUUUUUUUUUUUUGAGGUUGUGCGAAAACACCUUUUUAUUUAUUCUGGAUUGUUUGUCUACGGGGAUGAUACCGGCGUCUAUACAUGGCGUUCCCUCAGUUUACAGUAAUGCAGAGGAGCCUGCUGUCUGUUCUAGAUUUGCCCCCAAGGACUCGGCGGACAAAAGGCUGCAGAUUUGUUCAUCUCCUUCGCUGCGAGGGACACAGAGAUAGAGAAGACGUAUCUCCUGUCAACAAGGCUCAGCCUACGCACCGAGCUUUGGUCAGCUGCCGUCUCUUUGGGAUAAGUACUGAAGUUCUUCUUCAUCAAACUUUUCUUUUUAAGUGUUGUCAGCAUCAUAUGUCAGUAAGACAAAUUGACUAGAGACUUCUCCAUACUUCUUCCCUCCAAUCCUCCAAUUGAGCUCGAAGCAUAAAUAAACUCAGACUCGAUGAACUCUGCCUCUCCACACGGUCAUCAGGAGUUUUAUUUUAUGCUUGUCAUUUCUUUAACUAAUUUUAUUUUUUACUUCCCAGUAAUUAACCUGUGAAUACGAUUGUGAACAUAUUUGCAUGACUUUUUUUUCCCUCUUUCAAGCUACUUAAAAUACAAAAAAUGAAAUGUUAAACGUGUGAACUGCGGUAUUUUCUGUUUCUUGACAACUAGAGCAACUCCUUCAUUACAAGUGACGUGAUUAUUCAGUGGGUUGUUACUGUGAUUUUCAUUUGAUCUUGCAGAAGUAACCAUGGUUGCGGAAUAAAGCAGAAACACAAAAGCCA
This is a messenger RNA of Amphiprion ocellaris (clown anemonefish), 5356 nucleotides long. Its product is annotated as VPS10 domain-containing receptor SorCS1-like. Bases 218 to 3343 code for a protein of 1041 amino acids. Gene Ontology annotation, cellular component: Golgi apparatus; membrane. Gene Ontology annotation, biological process: post-Golgi vesicle-mediated transport. NCBI's taxonomy places the organism in Eukaryota, Metazoa, Chordata, Actinopteri, Pomacentridae. Gene Ontology annotation, molecular function: protein binding. The record is from RefSeq and is a predicted model, not a curated record. The transcript has 22 exons.